AACAAAAAUCGGUAUACAGAGUUCAACCUCCUUCAGGAAACUCUGUCUCUGCCGACUCUUUUCUUUUCAAGACCAAGGCAUCCAUAUAAGGCAGUCUAGGAGAAAGCAGCUAGGAUCAGUAUUAACCAGAUCUAGAAGGAAAUAGAAAAAAGUAGCGGGAAGUUCUUUUGCCUCUACUUUAACUCCUUCUCUAUCGAAUCAGCUCGAUCCGAACCGACUCUUUCUUCGCCCCUCUCGGUCAUCUCUCUCUUAGUGGUCUACGGCUAGCAGGUCGAGCGCAUCGCAGUUGUCAAUCUUCUGCACACCUUAACUGGUGUUCUUUGCUCCUUGCUUUUCACAAACGCUAAACAAACAACACCCCACCCCACCAACUUCCCCCCUACGCGUAUUUUCCCCUACGCGUGCCCUUUCUGAGACUCGUCAACGACGGAUCUCAAAUUCCUUCUCGUAUUAUUCAUUCUACCAUCCCAUUAACUGAGCGACCCGACUUCUUAAUUAACCCAAUUACCGACUCUAUCCCACCUUCUCUCUCCUCGGUACCACUUCCUCCUUUAGGAGAAGUUGUGCCUCGGCCCCUGGGUCGCCUGGGGUUUUCACCCUCUUCCGACAUCAUGCCCUACAUGUACGAGAGGCCCGUUGGGCAACAAAUUAAGCAGCGGCGAGAAGAGGAGGCCAGGGGAAGAACCGAGAUGGAGCUUUUCAAGUUGUUGAACGGCGAGCAGGCAGGUGAAGUAGCGACCUUUGGAAACGAGGCGCCUGCCGACGGAAUGGAGGUUGACAACGCUCUGUACGGGGGACACCAGCCUAGCAGUAUUAACGACCGUCUUCUUCCUGCCGGCUUUGACACCACCAACUAUUCAUCCAACGCCGACUGGAUGUACGACGCCGAGGCCAGGGCUGCAGCCGAGUACUCCAAGCAAGUUGCGGCGCAACAGGCUGCAAUCGGCACCCAGCAGAGCAAGGCUUAUCUCUUUGAGCGCGAGUUCCCGGAUCCCGUUAAUUACCACGCCCAACGCUCUGUGUGGUCCCCUCCUCGCGCCGAAGUCCCUACCUGGUCCAACUAUGAGCCCGCUUAUCGAGCUCCUGCUGUUCCAGCGCGGUACGUCCAGCUUCCUGAGAGGCCUAUUACUCCUCACGACACUUACCGCUACCCCGCCAGCCAUGCCGAGCAUAUUUAUGUAGCACCCCCUGCGCCUGUCGAGCCUAGCGCCGACGCCAUCAACGGAGCUUUCGCCUUCUGGUACGCUCAGCAGGUUAUUCAUCUUCUCAUCGUCCCUGGUCAGUUCCGAGCUGGUACAGGUGGUGCUUCUGAUGAAGAGUGGGGUCCCGCUGGACGUGAAAAGGACUCUUACAUGAGAGUCGGUGUUCUUCCUCCUGACUACUCUAGGAACUGGGGGCGAAUGGGUAUGACUACUCCUCCCUCUGCUCCCCUUGCGCACCAACUUUCUGCUCGUCGACCCGAGUACGAAGUUCGUGACCCCUGGAACGUCGCCUGGGCUCAUUCUGUCAAGCCUACCGCCACUUUUGUCAGCUUCAUCCUGGACAUGAUUCAGCGUAUGACCAUCUCUCCUAGCGCUCUUGUUGCCGGUAUUUGGUUCCUUGCUGGUUUGGGAUUGCACGAAGGGGAUGGUGUCAAGGGUACCAAACUGAGACAGUUUUUGAGAGAGCAAGUUUCUUGCGAGCCUGAAGCUGUUGAGAAGAGGGUUGCUAUGUUGGGUUUGAUUUUGGCUGGGAAGUGGUUGGAUGACAACUCGUUCCUGACCAAGUCAUGGACUGAGGUUACUUCUGUUCCCAUUUCUCAAAUCGACGCGAUGGAGCGUCUAGCUCUUGCUGAUUUCAACUUUUCUCUUUACGUUCCCGUCCCAUCUUGGGUCGAUCAUGUCAACAAGCUUUUCACCGCUCUCGACCUUAAGCGUCACCGGGAUGAAGUUGACUCGAUCAUCCAUCCCAUCCUUGACAGGAUGGCCAAGGAGGCUCAUGAGGUCGAGCUUACCGAUCCUGCUGCUCACGCUGUGCAAACCUACUCCAAGCCCGUCAUUGAUUGUCGUUCUUCUUCGGACGAGAUUCCCGCCGCCGCCGACCAAGCUACCUCGCGCGACUGGGUCUCUUUCGCCAGCUCUUAUGCCCACGACCAGAAACUCGCCAACUCUCGCUGGUCUGCCCGUGGGAGUGAGGAUGAUGUUGAACUUGAGCGUGCCGAGAGGAAUGUUGAAAUGUUGUUGAACGAUGAGGAUAUGGACGAGGUCGAGCAAGAGGUCUUGGAGCAGGAUGAAGAUGAAGAAGAGUUUUUGGAGUAUGACGGAGCGAAGAAGUGGUUGCCUACUGCGUCCGAGAUGAGGCGAUCUACUUCUGGUACUGAUGCUCGUGAGCAGAAGGCUUUUGCGUUACAGGCACCCCGACAGGAUUCUCGAGUCCAGGUCUCAGCGCCUACUCAAGUUCCUGUUACCUCUUUUGUCCGCGCCCGUUCCACCACCCCCACGGCUUCGCAAACCUUUGCUGGUCGUCCCCGUGCCCACGGCGACUGGAACGCGCCUACCGCCGCCAACAAAAGGUGGCACCACGCUCACAACCCGUUCGGUUUCCCAGUCUACCUCGAUCCUAGCUGCUGUCAGAAGAUUGAGCGCAAGCGAACACCCAUCAAUCGCCACUCAUCUUCUUACCGACCUGGCUAUCCCUCUUACGCCCAUACCGCUGUCGGUGCCCAGAUUGAACCAGGAAUGUCUAUCAUGCGUGAGCCGGCCUCGGCGGUGUCAGAGUUUGGGUUUAUGGGUGGCGGAGGCGCGUCGAUGUGUGGACCUAAACGGUGGGCUACCGCUGCUAGGUGGUAAACUUACUACCUCGUUUACUAUUCAUGCUGAAGCCGGUGUUUUUGGGGAGUAGAUCACGUCGAUUUGAUGCGGCGCAUCCAUAUAGCUCUUUCGCGGCUGCCGGCCAUUAAAUUGGUCUUGGCAGCCUAUUGCACCCUUUUUCACUUUUUUUCACAACCACCUUCCAUCCACCAUCCCGCAACAACAAUUUCCGUCAAUCGCGCGUCAACAUGUUUUUAUCUUCGCGCUUCGCUCACUUCUCAUCAUCAGCUCGCCAUGUCUCAUGCGAGCUUGACUGCUUUUCCCACUUUUUUUUUUCUUUUUUCUUUUGCUUACUGCAACUCUUUUUGUUAGAUACAAUAACGUCAUUUCAACCAACAGUCGUUCACAGCCCGACAUAGGCUAUCGCGACUACCAAAAAAAAAGAGAAGAGAGAAUUGGAGUUUUAGAAACGAUGUUUUUCUUUAGCUUUGCCUUCGUCUCUGGCUUUUAAUAAUAAUAUACCCCACGACGCCCAACCAAACACCAAAAAAAGAAAACAUUCCCUCUUCUUAUGUGAAAUUCAAAACCCACAAAAAAAAAGACGUUCUUUUCGUUUUAUCAUAGCGUAUACGAGUCUUUCCGACUUUUUAAUAAGACGUAUUUUUCCCCAAUAGUCAAUGAUUCGUCACUUUUAUUAUCCUCUUUUCUUUCCAUCACUUUCUCGUAAACUACCUUUCUAUCUUUUUUUUCCCUAUUUUAACAACCAGUCAUGUGUCACUUGUUGAGAAUGGAGUCAGGAAAGAAGUAGAGGUGUCGCGACGUGGAGCUGGAAACAAGAUCAAGGAAUAAUGGAAAGCGGAAUAGAGGAGAUACGUUUUAAUUAAUACAGUCGCUUUUUUUAACGGAGCAGUUGUUAGAGAAUGCCGAGAAAUGUCAUUCGAAGUAGUUGCUCCA
This is a messenger RNA of Cryptococcus deneoformans JEC21, 3743 nucleotides long. Its product is annotated as expressed protein. NCBI's taxonomy places the organism in Eukaryota, Fungi, Basidiomycota, Tremellomycetes, Tremellales, Cryptococcaceae. The record is from RefSeq and is a predicted model, not a curated record. Gene Ontology annotation, biological process: regulation of cyclin-dependent protein serine/threonine kinase activity. Bases 612 to 2828 code for a protein of 738 amino acids. Gene Ontology annotation, molecular function: protein kinase binding; cyclin-dependent protein serine/threonine kinase regulator activity. The transcript has 4 exons. Gene Ontology annotation, cellular component: cyclin-dependent protein kinase holoenzyme complex; nucleus.